Heterocephalus glaber (naked mole-rat) is the source of this 4311-nucleotide messenger RNA. RefSeq names its product G3BP stress granule assembly factor 2 (gene G3bp2). Gene Ontology annotation, cellular component: ribonucleoprotein complex; cytosol. NCBI's taxonomy places the organism in Eukaryota, Metazoa, Chordata, Mammalia, Rodentia, Bathyergidae. Gene Ontology annotation, molecular function: mRNA binding. The record is from RefSeq and is a predicted model, not a curated record.
GGACGUCCGUGUUCCUGUUCGGUGGCCGCAGCGCCAGGCGCCUGCGAAGGGUUGUUGUGCGCGAAAGGACCUUACGGCUGUGCUGCUUCCGAGGCUUUCGGCUUGUUCAGAGGAAGAGGGCGAACGAAGAGAAUCCGCGGCGGCUGGUCCUUGGCGACUCUCCCGCUGCGUCCCGCACGACGCACCCGCCGCGGUUGUUGGCUGGAGCGUUUGACCCUGGGCAGCAAAGAAAUGGUUAUGGAGAAGCCCAGCCCGCUGCUGGUGGGGCGGGAGUUCGUGAGGCAGUAUUAUACUUUGCUGAAUAAAGCACCAGAAUACUUACACAGGUUUUAUGGCAGGAAUUCUUCCUAUGUUCAUGGAGGAGUGGAUGCCAGUGGAAAGCCCCAGGAAGCUGUUUAUGGCCAAAAUGACAUACACCACAAAGUGUUAUCUCUGAACUUCAGUGAAUGCCAUACAAAGAUCCGCCAUGUGGAUGCACAUGCCACCUUGAGUGACGGAGUUGUUGUCCAAGUCAUGGGCCUGCUGUCUAAUAGUGGGCAGCCAGAAAGGAAAUUCAUGCAGACUUUUGUUUUGGCUCCAGAAGGGUCUGUUCCAAAUAAAUUUUAUGUUCACAAUGAUAUGUUUCGUUAUGAAGAUGAAGUAUUUGGUGAUUCUGAACCAGAACUUGAUGAAGAAUCAGAAGAUGAAGUGGAAGAGGAGCAAGAAGAAAGACAACCAUCUCCUGAACCUGUGCAAGAAAAUGCUAAUAGUGGUUACUAUGAAGCUCACCCUGUGACUAACGGCAUAGAAGAGCCUUUGGAAGAAUCCUCUCAUGAACCUGAACCUGAGCCCGAAUCUGAAACAAAGACUGAAGAGUUGAAACCACAAGUGGAGGAGAAGAAUUUAGAAGAACUGGAGGAGAAGUCUACUACUCCUCCCCCUGCAGAGCCUGUUUCUCUGCCCCAAGAACCACCAAAGGCUUUCUCCUGGGCUUCAGUGACCAGUAAAAACCUGCCUCCUAGUGGUACUGUUUCUUCCUCUGGAAUUCCACCCCAUGUUAAAGCACCAGUCUCACAGCCAAGAGUUGAAGCUAAGCCAGAAGUUCAGUCUCAGCCACCACGUGUGCGUGAACAACGCCCUAGAGAGCGACCUGGUUUCCCUCCUAGAGGACCAAGACCAGGCAGGGGAGAUAUGGAACAGAAUGACUCUGACAACCGUAGAAUAAUUCGCUACCCAGACAGUCAUCAGCUUUUUGUUGGUAACUUGCCACAUGAUAUUGAUGAAAAUGAACUGAAAGAGUUCUUUAUGAGUUUUGGAAACGUUGUGGAACUUCGCAUCAAUACCAAGGGUGUUGGGGGAAAGCUUCCAAAUUUUGGUUUUGUGGUUUUUGAUGACUCUGAACCAGUUCAGAGAAUCUUAAUUGCAAAACCAAUUAUGUUCCGAGGAGAAGUGCGUUUAAAUGUAGAAGAGAAAAAAACGAGAGCUGCAAGAGAGCGAGAAACCAGAGGUGGUGGUGAUGAUCGCAGAGAUAUCAGGCGCAACGACCGGGGUCCUGGUGGCCCACGUGGCCUCGUGGGCGGUGGGAUGAUGCGUGACCGAGAUGGAAGAGGGCCUCCUCCAAGAGGUGGCAUGGCACAGAAACUGGGCUCCGGAAGAGGCGCUGGGCAGAUGGAAGGCCGCUUCACAGGACAGCGGCGCUGAAGUCACUGCAGGCCAAGUCUCUGCAGUGGUGCAUUCUUCAUCGUGUUUGCAUUCUGUUAAUUUUUUUUUGGCUUUGGAAUGUGACACAGCCUUUUUGAUCAUUUCUUUGAUGUGAAAAGCAUCUUUGGUUAUCAGUUAAAUUGAGGUGGACAUGAUUUCCCCAAUUUCACAACAGGAAUCACAUUGUUAAUUUAUAAAUCUAGACUUGGUGAAUUAAGGACUGAGAGAUGACCAUACCUUAAUCUACAACAAAAUGAACUUAAAAGGACAUGUCCUCUGAAUUCAGGUCCUUUGAGUAAAAAAAAAAAAAAAAAAAUCCUCUGCUGCACAUUUUGUUUUAAGUGUUACUGUUUCUGCCUGUUAAUGUUGGAAACACAAAUAGUGCAAUUUGUGCAAUUGGAGAAUCUUGCCUUUUUUCUUGGCUCCCCCCAAAAGUACAAACCAACCGAAACUUGUGCACUCAUCAAAAUGCACUAUUGGGUACUCUGAACUCAUUAACAUUGACAUCUGCAACAGGAGGCAACAGGGAAAAAAAUCUUUUCAUCUUUUUUUCCAGUAGAGAAUAGCUUGUGAAAUGAUGAGGGCAUUUUAUCUGCUUGCUGUGACCAGCGUGUGUACACAUAAACCUUAACAAGACUACAGAUAUAUUCCAGAAGGAAAUAAUUUAGUUAUGAACUAAAUAACAAAAAUCAGAACUUCAAAUCUUACGGUCUUAAAUAUUAGACCAGAUUUAGUAGCUUCAUAUCAUAAGAGUUUUCUACCUGCCCCUCUUGAGUACAGGGAUGGCUGGCUGCUCAACACACUCCUCCCCUUUUCCUUUCUUUAAGCUGUGUACAGUGGAAAUUGUCUUUCCUGUAUUUUUGUUCUCUGGUAAUGUAAUAAGCAUGAUGGUGCCUUCUCUUAAUACAUCAUUCCAGUCUUGCUGGUAAUUUUGUACAGUACAGUUUAUGAAUUGCCGUGCUGCAAAGCCAAACAGCUGCAAAAUGUUGAGGAAAUCAUUGAAGUGUAUAAAAAUUGCAGUAUCUUUAAAAUCAGUAAAACGGACACUUAUUUAUCUUGUUCUUCAGUUAACAGCUUUUGUAUUCUGUGGGAGGGGGUCUUGUGUUCAGAAGGGAGCGGGAAGGAGGAAGGUCGGUUCUUUGAGUCUCUAGUUGACUUUUCUCGGCUUGAAUGCUUGGAAAAGUCACUCAACUUGAUGUACAUUUUUAGUAACAUUUCAAAAGCAGUCAGAUUCCAUAAAUGGCAAGUAAACCUAGAGUGAGGAUACUGCAAUUUUCAGAGGAAAGAACAGCAGCUCUAUUAAGUGUUUGCAUUUUCUAUUUGGGGGGCAGGGAACUGUCAUUCAUUUUGCACAAUUCUUGAACCGAUGUUAGCACCUGAGUGAGUGGCUCCUGAAUUUAAGUCUGGGAUGACAUCUUUUUAUUUUUACAUGGAUCUCUGAAUAAUUCUGUGAGCAGAGUUUGUAGCUGCUGGGUUAUUGUAUUGUCUUUUUAGCAAGCUCAGUAAAACCCAAGUAUGGCAGAGAUGAUCCAGUUCUGUGCUUGGAGCAAUCAGUACCUAGGCAGUUUCUGAUGUUUCAGGCAAGAGGUGAGGAGAAUAAGUGUGACCACUGAAAGCUGCUUGUUAGCAUGGAAGACUUCUCCAUUCUGAGUAAAAACAAACAAAACGUGCCCUUGACGUAGUAGCAGAUUGGUUCUGAAUUAUGCAACUAUUUGCUGUUUAGUGAACUAGCAAAUGAUUGCAUGUGCUUUGCUUUUUACAAACUGGGCAAUAAAAGUAAAGUCAAAUCUGUUGUCUUUUUUUCACCCCUUUGAAUGCGGUCUUCCAUGUUUGAGGAAAAGUUUUGCACUAUUGCAUAUAUUUGGGGGACACUGAUUUUCAGUUUCCAUUUUUUGGGAGCUUAAGGAUUUGUAUUUGUUUGAGACAGUUUUAUGCUUUCUGAUGUAUAGUACUUGAAGUUCUUACCAGAAAAUUACUUUGGAAUCUUGAAGCCUUUAUCCAAACUACUUUUAAAUGAGUGGUUUUAUGUCAGUGUUUUUUCCUCCCAAGUGUAUUUUUCCUUUAUUCCUCUUUUUCCUUUAUAUAUACAUAAGUAAAUGUAUGUGUGUAUAUACACACACAUAUACAUGUUUCUAAUCCAGGAUAUUGUGCUGUAACCCAUGAAAACUAUUCUGGCACCAAAAGAAAUGACAAGUGUUAAGUGUAACAGAAAAUGAGAGCAAAAAGCCGUUCAGCUUCAGUCUCUACAUAUCGCAAAGGAAACAUGGAAACACCGUAUGGAGAAAUUUACACGGUGGUUGUUCAUCUGCAGUACUGUGGACUUUUAACACUUUGUCCCCUCUUCAGUGAAGCAGUAAAAAUAUUCAUCCACCAUUACUGUUAUUUGCUAAUUUUGUUUUAUUUUUCGAUGGUAAUGUUCUAUCCUUAUGACACUAUUGCAACCAAAUUGGCUUUACCAUCUUGGCUUUAGUAGGUAUAGAAGACAAUGGAUUACCAUCUCUGUUGCUGUAAUGUGUUAAGCAUUAUAUGCUAGUAGAAUCUAGUUUAAUUGUUUCAGGUGGAAAGCAUUCUUUUGAGUUUCCAUUUUUGAAUGUGUUUGGACUAAACAAUAAACUACUGAUGUCUGCAGCA